AUACUGCUGUUUUACGUUGUCAUAAUGCGUCUAAUCCCUUAAAUGAACUUGAUUUGAGUAGGGAACAAGUCACGAUUGACAUUUCAAGUGGGACUACUUCAGACUCAUAAUUUCGCACAAUUUUUCACAAUAUUAUCAUUCAAAAAUGUUAAGCCAAGCUUCCUUUGCCAACGCAAAGAUGAUGGAGGACAACCGAUCCAUGCACGAGGACCGGCUGGACAUGAAGCGUGGGGGCGGCGGGGGUGUAAAAUGCGAGGACUCGUUCGCCACCCUCUACAGCCUCCACUCCUCAGACGCCGCCUUAUCAGCUGCCGUCGGAGGGCCCGGAUUGUCCAGAACGCUUUCAGACCACUCUGGACAAGAAAUCGGUGCUUUCAAGAAGUUGAAGUCGGAGAAUUCCUCAGGCCUGGGAAUGGGCUCAGGUGGGGCGAACCACAGCCAUACUCCAACGUCCUCCACCUGCCCGACCCCUGCGAGACGAAGGCAUCGAACGACUUUCACCCAAGAACAAUUAGCCGAAUUAGAAUCUGCUUUCUCCAAAAGCCAUUACCCAGACAUUUAUUGCCGGGAAGAGCUUGCUCGGACCACGAAGCUUAAUGAAGCCCGGAUACAGGUUUGGUUUCAAAAUCGUCGAGCCAAAUAUCGAAAGCAGGAGAAACAGCUCCAAAAGGCGCUGGCCCCUUCGGUCCUCCCUUCAUGCAAUGGGUCGAUGAUGCGAAAUAUAUAUCCCACAGCCAGUCGUGGAUACCAGCACUACCCACAUGCUAACAUCAACUCCAUCAACACUAUGAAUCGCUACCCUCAGAGCGACAACCUAUUUCGGCAGAUGACGACGGGAAGUGGUUAUCCAUCCAUGGCCCAUUCUGCUCCUUUCUCGAUGCCCCACUCGGCCAGCAACAUGUCCUCCGUGUCGGGCAUAAGACAAGAUCCCAUGGCUUGGUUUACAUGCAACAGGGAUGAACCCGGUGGAGGAAGAAUGGUACAUCAACAAGAGCCUCUCAUCUCUCCGUAUGAAUACUUCUCAUCAUCAUCCAAACUUGGCAACCACCCCGAUGUUACAAUACCAGACAUAAGUCUCCCUCCCAGCUACGCCGCCAUCGCCGCUGCUGCCGCCGCAAAUGUUUCCGGAAAUGGAGGGGGUGUGGGUGGUGGGAUGAACGGUUCUGUUGGCACGAACGGCAAUGGGACGUCCUCGUCCUCCUCCUCCUCCACAAAUCCAGUCCCAACCUCGGCCACCGGAGGCUAUCCUCUCUACUACCACGAGUACUAUUUCAACAAAGAAGACAGCUCCACGUCCCCACCCAACAGCAACGGCAGUGCAGCGUAAUGGGCUACAAAUCUCCUUAUCCAAACUACAGAUAUGCUAAUCUUAAGGGCAGUAAAAAGAAUAAAAGAGUAAUGUAUCGGCAGGAUUUUGUAAAGUGUGUGGUGAAAUAUAUAAUUUAAUCAAAUUGUAUUUUAAAUAUGACAACCUCCUAGUUUGCAAAAUGACAGCGUGUGUGAGUGUGAUGUGAUUUUUCGUCAGCAAGUGUAGUGGAGAAUAUGUAACUAAAACUAAGUAUUUAAACUAUAACCUCUGAUCUUUAUUACGAUUACCUCUUGUGGUACUAGUCCUCACUUAUGUAUUCUUCUAUUCUAGUCUAAAUAGUCCGACGAGUGACAAUGGUUUCAAUUUUAGCAGCAGCAAAACUACAAAUGCAUUUGGUUCCGAUUCACAUCUUUUUAUUUAUUAUUUCCUCCACGUUUGAUAAUAAUUUGAUCACCAACAAGGCUCACAUGCAAAAUGUCAUGUCAGCCAAGCAGUGGACACUGAAAUGGUGUGUUACGUCGUGCGGUGCGAGUGAUGCACAAACGCUUCAAGAGAAAUUUUGAAAGUGAAACCUCUUCUUUUUUUGCAAUUGAUUGGAUUUCGCCUCACAAUCAAAUUCCUGUAUCUGCGCAUACGUUGGAAAGUUAUGAAUUUUUGAAUGGUGGAGUAAUGGAAUGUAUGUAGACAGAUGUUUGUCUUGUUCCUGUCUACAACUUCUCAAAGAUCAAUGCUGUAAUUUCAGCUAUUAUUUCAUGAUCAAGUUUUAUUGGGUAAAAACAGGAAUGGAGUCACAUAAUAGAUAUGCUCACCCACGAUCUCAAAUCCUUUUAAAACAACCAAGUUUCUACAGUAUUGCAUUAUUUAUUGUUGUUUAUUUUACAAAACUACUUUAUGCUAAAUGAGCCAUAUUUUAGUAAAAUUGAACCAAUGGCAUCAGGUCACAGUCAAGCUAAUUUCCAUCCUGGUUGCCAAAUAUUUGAUGUUUGUAGCAAAAAAAUACGUAAAACUUACUUAAUAUAUAAUGUCCAAUGUGUAAUUUUUACUGGAAAGUUAAGAUAAAAGAAAGUGAGGAUUUGCAGUUGAAGACAUUCAGUAAGUGUAAUAAUAACUCUGUAAUAGGCGUAAUUUAAGGUUUUACUUUGCCGCGUGGCAAAAAUUUUCUAAUAGGUUCUGCAUUUCCUUAAGUAGUAUCUAAUUAUUCAAUUGAGGCAUAAUUAGCUCCUAAGUUAUUGUAAUCUAAGGUACGUGUAAUGUACUUAAGUACUAGCAAUAAGUGAAUAAAAUUAAUAUUGCCCAAU
This is a messenger RNA of Folsomia candida, 2607 nucleotides long. Its product is annotated as short stature homeobox protein 2. Bases 146 to 1327 code for a protein of 393 amino acids. The record is from RefSeq and is a predicted model, not a curated record. Gene Ontology annotation, molecular function: RNA polymerase II transcription regulatory region sequence-specific DNA binding; DNA-binding transcription factor activity, RNA polymerase II-specific. NCBI's taxonomy places the organism in Eukaryota, Metazoa, Arthropoda, Collembola, Entomobryomorpha, Isotomidae. The transcript is spliced from 7 exons. Gene Ontology annotation, biological process: regulation of transcription by RNA polymerase II.